Molecule: messenger RNA, 2325 nt
Organism: Micropterus salmoides (largemouth bass)
Lineage: Eukaryota; Metazoa; Chordata; Actinopteri; Centrarchiformes; Centrarchidae
Gene: rpap3
Product: RNA polymerase II associated protein 3
Exons: 17
Coding region: 188-2161 (657 amino acids)
Molecular function (GO): protein binding
Source: RefSeq, a predicted model, not a curated record
GCUGCUGGUACUCCACGCGGCUGUCAUGGCUCCGAACGUAAACAGAAAGUCCAAUAACGGCACAAUUAGUUUGCAGUUUUUAGCCAAAUUAACUGCAGCUACACUUUAACUGUAAUUACCAGCCGGAGAAAGAAGUGCCAGGUACUCGCAAGGUUCAAGUAGCUACAGAGUCACUUACAGGAAUCACAUGUCGGGGGGAAACAAAGCCAUCGAGUUACAGCUUCAGAUGCGGCAAAAUGCGGAGGAUCUGCACAGCCUCAUGAGGGACCUGGAGAGCUGGGAGACUGACAUAAAGAAGAAGGACGAGGAGCUGAGGACGGGAGGACUUCAGGAGGCCCAGAAGAAGCUCCCGCCUGUGCGCAACAAAGACUACAAAACAAAGAUGAGGGAAAAGAAGAAGAAAAAGACAAAGAAGGAGCCAGCAGGCAACGGUGACGCAAGGGGAGAGGAGCCCAAGCAAGCCUCAAAGAUUAAAGGCUACGACUAUCGAUCAUGGGACAAGUUUGACGUGGAUAAGGCUCUGGCAGAGAUGGAUAAGGAGGAAAGUCCUGCAGAGUCAAAUGAGUCCGACUCCGAGGAAGCUGCAGUUGAUAAGGAGAAAGCACUGGCUGAGAAAGAUAAGGGAAACACGUUUUUCAAAGCUGGGAAGUACGAUGAAGCCAUUGAGUGUUACACCAGAGGGAUGGGUGCAGAUCCAUACAGCCCUGUGCUUCCCACAAACCGAGCCACCUCCUUCUUCAGACUCAAAAAGUAUGCUGUGGCAGAGUCCGACUGCAACUUGGCUAUCGCUCUGGACAGCAACUACUUCAAAGCGUACGCCCGAAGAGGAGCAGCACGGUUUGUGCUGAAGAAAUAUGAAUCUGCGCUAGAAGAUUAUGAGAUGGUUCUGAAGCUUGACCCCGGGAACGUGGAAGCACAGAAUGAAGUGAAACGAAUCAAAGAGACCCUCGGCCAUCAGGCACAGGCCGUCACGAGCGAAGCCGCACAGCCACAGGAGGCUCCCACAGCGGACCCUGAGCAGCAGAGGCGACAGGUGGAGCAGCAGAGGCGACAGGAGGCGGUUAUUCAAAAAGACAGAGGGAAUGCUUAUUUCAAAGAGGGGAAGUAUGAAGCGGCUGUUGAGUGCUACAGCAGUGGCAUCGAGGCAGACAGCAUGAACGUCCUACUGCCCGCCAACAGAGCCAUGGCCUACCUCAAGCUGGAGAAAUAUAAGGAGGCAGAGGAGGACUGCAGCAAAGCCAUUUUUCUGGACAGGACGUACUCCAAGGCCUUCGCCCGUCGUGCCACCGCCAGAGUGGCCCUAGGAAAACUGAAGGAGGCUAAACAAGAUUUUCAGGAGGUGUUGAAACUGGAACCAGGGAACAAGCAGGCCCUGAAUGAGCUCCAGAAACUCCAGAUUGACAUGGGUUCCAGCAGCCUCCUUCAAACAGCAGACAGCACACAGAGGAGAACAGUCCAGCCGUUUGACAAACCAACACAUCUGCGGUCAACGAAACCUCUAAGGAGGAUUGAUAUUGAGGAAGUGAGUGGAAAGGUGACGGUGCUUGAGGUGGAGUCAGGUGGGUCCAAGUCCUUCAUCCAGGAGGUGAUGAGGGAGGCUGAGGAUGAAUCGUCUCCACUGUCGACAUCACCCAGCGCCAAGAUGAUCAAGAUCGAGGAGAUGGCAGAAGUCCCUUCACACUCAUCUGACCAAGUUCCAGCUAGCAGAGAGACCAAACAACCUGCGCAGGGGGAAAUCGCUCAUCCUCCUGAACCGUCAAGCACCCCCUCCCCGACAGUAACAGACCCGCCUCCUCCACCCACCAACAGCUUCCAGCUGGAGGCCGACCUCCGAAAGAUCGGAAACCAGCCUGAAGUGAUUUACAGAUAUCUGAGGCAAAUCAAGCCCGAAGCGUACAGAAACAUUUUCCUCAACUCCCUUGAACCUGACAUUCUCAAUCAGAUCCUGAGGACGCUGCAUGGUUUCUAUAUCAAGAAUGAAGCACCGGCCAUCACACUGGAGAUCCUCAGGAGUCUAGCAAGUGUAAGGCGCUUCGACAUGGCUGUCAUGUUCCUGUCGUCUCCGGAAAAGAAAGUGCUUAAAGAAGUGUUUGACUUCCUUCACCAAGCUGAUCUGGAGGGAUCAUCUGUCGCAGCCUUACAGAAGAAGUACGGUGUGUGAUGCUGGGAUUUCAGACAAAUCUGCAACUUCUGUAGACUUUAAAUUACAACACAGAGCACCUCAUCGUUUUACAUCAAGCCAACUAAACAAUGUAGUUCUAUUCUAAUUCUGAAUAAACUUUCAUUAAAGUGGACUGCUGUGUAGUGGCCCUUCUCCUGUCAAAA